AUGUCCCUUGACCUCUCCAAAAAUAAUAUUGAAAACUAUGCCAAAUUACUUUUGACCGGCGACUAUGCGGACGUGAUAAUUCGUGUUGGUAAAGACCCGAAUUAUAAAGAGUAUCAGGCUCAUUCGUUAAUCCUGAGAACGAGAAGUAGUUACUUCGAGGCUUCCCUGUCAGUGGUUUGGUCAAAGAGUGUGGGUAAGGAUAUGGUUGUAUCUAUGCCAAACUUUCGGCCAAAUAUAUUUGAGAUAAUAUUAAAGUACAUCUAUAUUGGUAAAAUUGGUCUGGAAAAUUUGAACAAUGCGGAAAUUUUCGACCUGCUGAUUGCGUGUGACGAACUGUGCUUGCAAGAAGUCAUUGAUCCAAUUCAAGAUUACAUCCUCGCCAAUAAGCUCUCAUGGUUGAAUCAAAAUCUCGCCCUCAUCUAUAAUAUAAGCUUCAAACUUUCAACCUUGCAAAAGUUGCAAGCCUAUUGGAACGUGGUUGCGUGCCACAACCCAGACCUUCUUCUGAACUCCCCGGAUUUCCUUCAAUUGGACCAAGAAGUCUUAACGUACAUAGUGAGACGUGAUGAUUUUGAUGUCGAAGAACUGGAAAUCGAGGAAAUAGAAUUAUGGAGGAAACUCAUUCGUUGGGCUGUUUUUAGAACUUCGAAUAGUGACGAGAUAUCGAAAAAGAGCAUCUCCGAGUUAAACCUCACCCCCGAAUUUUCGGAUUUGUGCCGAAAUCUUGAUCCAUUCGUCAAAUAUAUUGAUUUCUACAUGAUCAAUGCAGGAGAUUUUUAUCAUUGGGUGAAACCGUUCAGGAUCCUUUUCCCAGAGGAUCUCUAUGAGGAUCUAUUGCACUAUCAUCUAUCCCCGGAGACCCAUAAGGGAGCACUAGCUCAAUAUUUUUCGAGGCGUUUUAAGCCCAAGAAUAUUUCGAUCGAUUCGAUAAUAAUAAAAGCUUACUAUCUGCCCAUAAUAUGCACUUGGAUUAAACAAGAAGAAACGU
This is a messenger RNA of Acaulospora colombiana, 988 nucleotides long. The record is from the annotation of a GenBank genome assembly. Lineage: Eukaryota; Fungi; Glomeromycota; Glomeromycetes; Diversisporales; Acaulosporaceae.